AUGUUUUUAUAAUAACAUAGAAAAAAAUCUCAACCUUCUUUGGUUGCUUAUUAUGAAUUUAAAAUUGAGGAAAUUCAAUGUUACCCUUCAUAAAGAGUAGUAAUUACAGAAAUGAAUACAAAGAAUUAUGCCAAUUUAAGGAUUGGAACAUCUAGUCCAAUAGGGUCUAAAAGUAGAAUCAAAACUCUACCUCCUUUAAAAAAAGAAAAAAUUUUACCAUUUGAACAUGAUUAUAACACUGCUUAUAGAACAAUGUUUAGCUAAAGAAAUCUUUUCAAUCUAAUUAGUGGAAAAAACAAAUGA
Messenger RNA from Paramecium sonneborni, 303 nucleotides. Lineage: Eukaryota; Ciliophora; Oligohymenophorea; Peniculida; Parameciidae. The record is from the annotation of a GenBank genome assembly.